Messenger RNA from Scophthalmus maximus (turbot), 3095 nucleotides. RefSeq names its product fizzy-related protein homolog. The coding region runs from base 164 to 1654 and encodes 496 amino acids. Gene Ontology annotation, cellular component: anaphase-promoting complex. Gene Ontology annotation, biological process: positive regulation of ubiquitin protein ligase activity; anaphase-promoting complex-dependent catabolic process; positive regulation of anaphase-promoting complex-dependent catabolic process. The transcript is spliced from 14 exons. The record is from RefSeq and is a predicted model, not a curated record. Gene Ontology annotation, molecular function: ubiquitin ligase activator activity; anaphase-promoting complex binding; protein binding. Lineage: Eukaryota; Metazoa; Chordata; Actinopteri; Pleuronectiformes; Scophthalmidae.
UCAAAAAUCGUGACGUCACGUCCUUCCCGUGGUGCUUAGCGAUCCCGUCGGCAAAAGAAAACAUUUAUGCCUCAUAUGCUCUGUUUUUAAAGAAAGAAACGGCGUUAAACAAAACCAUUUCCACUGGAACCGACGCGGCGAGGAAAGAUAAAUCCACGGCAUCAUGGAUCAGGACUAUGAGUGCAGGCUGCUCAGGCAGAUCAACAUCCAAAAUGAGAAUGCAAGCCCCAUAAAAGCUGCAGGAGCCGUGCGAGCUCUGACACCCACCAGCUCCCCCCUGUCCUCCCCCAGCAAGCAUGGCGAUCGCUUCAUUCCCUCCCGGGCCGGAGCCAACUGGAGUGUCAACUUUCACCGCAUCAAUGAGAUUGAAAAGUCACAUAAUCAAAAUAGGAAAACCAAAGAUGGCACGACAGACAGCAACAAAGCGGAUGGGCUGGCUUACUCGGCUCUGCUGAAGAACGAGCUGCUGGGAGCAGGUAUCGAGAAAGUCCAGGACCCUCAGUCAGAAGAUCGCCGUCUGCAGCCAUCCACUCCUGCCAAGAGGAGCCUUUUUAGUUACUCUGUCAGUGCAAAAAGAGCUAUGCCAGAAGAGGAUGGGAACACAGUUUCGCCCUAUUCUCUAUCACCCGUCAGUAGCAACAGCCAGAAACUUCUACGGUCACCAAGGAAACCUACGCGCAAAAUAUCCAAAAUUCCUUUCAAGGUUCUGGAUGCUCCAGAGCUACAGGAUGAUUUCUACCUCAACCUAGUGGACUGGUCCUCUCUGAAUGUGCUCAGUGUUGGACUGGGUACCUGUGUGUACCUGUGGAGCGCCUGCACCAGCCAGGUAACACGUCUAUGUGAUCUUUCUGUUGAAGGAGAUUCAGUAACAUCAGUGGGCUGGUCAGAGAGGGGUAACCUGGUGGCAGUGGGGACUCAUAAAGGCUACGUACAGAUCUGGGAUGCUGCAGCGGGAAAGAAGCUGUCUGUACUUGAGGGACACACAGCCAGAGUGGGUGCGCUAGCGUGGAAUGCAGACCAGCUGUCAUCGGGGAGUCGCGAUCGGGUGAUCCUGCAGCGGGACAUUAGAGCCCCGCCUCUUCAGUCUGAGCGCCGUCUCCAAGGACACAGACAGGAAGUCUGCGGGCUCAAGUGGAGCACUGACCACCAGCUGCUUGCCUCGGGGGGAAAUGAUAACAAGCUGCUCGUGUGGAACCACUCGAGCGUCCUCCCGGUGCAGCAGUACACCGAGCACUUGGCUGCGGUGAAGGCCAUCGCCUGGUCUCCCCACCAGCACGGCCUGCUGGCCUCUGGAGGCGGUACCGCCGACCGCUGCAUCCGCUUCUGGAACACUCUAACAGGCCAGCCGCUGCAGUGCACCGACACCGGCUCUCAAGUCUGCAACCUGGCCUGGUCCAAGCACACGAACGAACUGGUCAGUACACACGGUUAUUCCCAGAACCAGAUCUUGGUGUGGAAGUAUCCCUCUCUAACUCAAGUGGCCAAACUUACAGGACAUUCCUACAGAGUACUCUACCUGGCCAUGUCACCUGACGGAGAGGCCAUUGUGACGGGGGCUGGAGAUGAAACACUUCGGUUCUGGAACGUCUUCAGCAAGAUGAGAUCCACUAAGGAAUCUGUAUCGGUGCUGAACCUCUUUACAAGGAUCCGGUAGUAAGCAAGACAUCUGUACCACGAGGGAAUAAAGCCGGGAAGGGAAUUUAACUUUGCAUGUUUGGAGCUGUAAGUUGGCCCCUUCUUUGAGUCUUCACCUCAGUAUUCUACAGAGGACCUCCCCUCGAUUGCCCUUAGUUUUUUGAGCAAAGUUGUGUCGCUGGACUUUGGAGAAGCAGGAGAGGUGAGCAGCAGGUCUAGGGCAGAGGACAUGCAUUCAAUACACAUAGUAUUCCACCCCCUCCUGAAUAAUGGCGGAGCCACCGCCGCCGCCUCCUACGGACCAGAGAUCUGAGGACGAGGAGAAUUUUGGGCGUUGUUCCCCCGUGUGAAAUGUUAUGUUUUGUUUACAGACUGACGCCGUGCAUACCUGCCAAAUAUUGAGUUUGUCCUUUUUGAUUGUCUAUUUAUUUUAUUGAGGUUUUGUUUGGUUUUUGUUUUGUUUUUAACAUAUUUUAACACAUAUUCUUACUAGUGUGUUUGUUUCAGUAGCUACAGUAGUUUUCGGUCUGAUCUGUGGAUAAUGUCAGUCUUUGUUCAGGUUUACACAAACAUCUGCGCUUGUCUUUUUGUAUUUUACUGACAGGCAAUAAUAUCUCAUGUACACUGAUAACGGAUUACUUAACACUGUGCCAUCCCAAGAAAUGAUAAUGGUGUGACGAAUGGGCCUGAUCUCCUUUUUUAUCAAUGACGUUAAGUUAAUUUUACUCUAAUGAUAUGAAGCCGUAUAGUUUCAUCGUUUCUCAAGAAAGCAACUAUUUGGUAACACUGUACUUUAGCACAGGUGCUUACAGAAAUAAUCCAGAUGAAAAUUAGGAGAUUUUAAAGUGACUUGCGUGGAGGUUUUCCACUUAUCUUAUUUCUCUGCUGUCUUAAAUGGAAAUCAGGGGGCAAGGAAAAAUUAUGACAAAAACAUUUUGGUUUCUGAUUGUAGUUUGUAAGUGCACGGUAAAAAGACAUUUCAAAUGAAACCAGACAGCGUAUCGCUGUUCUGUGCUGCAUUCAGGCUCGGGGCACUUGUAGUUUGCUACUUCAGACCAUUUCCGUGUUGAGAAGCUGUGCUAUUGCUUUUUUUUUUUAUUAUUUAAUUUUUUUUUUAAUCCCCCCCAAAAAAUCAGCAUCUAUAGCCUUUUCUCCCAGUUUGGAUUUUUUUUUCCCCCCGCUGUAUGAAUGUUUGAGUUAGCUAGUGUGCCACAUUUAAAUGAAUGCUAUUUAUUUGUGCUGUGAAAGGUUCUUGUACAGAGGAGGAUGUUUGUUUACUAAUGUUAUCUGAGGGAAGGCGAUGGGCAGUUUCACUGUUAAACUCUGGAAAUGUACUUUAAUGCCACUUCAAAAUCAAGACGAUGCUGCCAACUUGAAUUACAGAAAGAAUGUUAAAAAGGAAAAAAAAAAAAAAUUUCUGUACUGAGAGAUCAUCAACAAUUAAAUUACCAUAUCUUGUA